AUGAGGAAAAGAAAUUAAUUUGUGAUGAAUAAUGAUACAAAAAUUGAUAAGAGUAUUUCAGAAGAUGAUCUUAUAUAGCUUAUUACUUAUAAAUAAUCAAAAGUGCUUUAUGGGAGACUCUCUGGAGCUUUUGUUAUUGUAAACUUUCCAUAAUUUGCUUAAAAAUUAUAAGUAGAGUAGUCAAUCAAAAAUAUUGAGCAGCCAUCUAAUAUUUAAAGCAGUUAAUUAAAUCUAAAAACGUGCAAAGUGUAGAGCAAAGCUUCGGCUAAAACUACUUUUUCACUUUUCGUCUUUUUUCUUCGAAAAUCAUAGAAAGGUCCGUGGUCUAUACAACAGUAAAAGAGCAAUGCAAAUAUACUGUAUUUUAAUUCAUUUUUAAUAUUCUAAUAUUUUUUUCGAAAAGCAACAAAAUUAGCUAUUAAAAUAAUAAUAGCUUUGAUUAUUAUAUAAGGUAUAACAACAGAUUGUGUUUACCCAACCAAAAGUAGAACAAAGAGGCCAAAAAGGCAAAUUUAAAAUAGCCAGCGAGCUAAAAAUGUAGUGAAGUAUCUAACUUUCAUAGAUUAAGCAAUAGUAAUUAUAAUAGAUAUCAUAAUCUAAGAGGCAAUUAUAAGGAUUUGCUUGUGA
This is a messenger RNA of Tetrahymena thermophila SB210, 627 nucleotides long. Its product is annotated as transmembrane protein, putative. NCBI's taxonomy places the organism in Eukaryota, Ciliophora, Oligohymenophorea, Hymenostomatida, Tetrahymenidae. The record is from RefSeq and is a predicted model, not a curated record. The transcript has a single exon.